Pantherophis guttatus is the source of this 2013-nucleotide messenger RNA. It is a transcript of the gene SSPN, whose product is annotated as sarcospan. Lineage: Eukaryota; Metazoa; Chordata; Lepidosauria; Squamata; Colubridae. Gene Ontology annotation, cellular component: sarcolemma; dystrophin-associated glycoprotein complex. The record is from RefSeq and is a predicted model, not a curated record.
GAGCCCCCCGCCGACCAGGAGGAUGCCAAGGCGGGCAAGGAAGAGGACGUUCACACGUGCUGCGGUUGCAGGUUCCCGUUGCUGGCGGCUUUGCUGCAGGCUGUCCUGGGCGUCUCCAUCACCGUCCUGCCUUCCUCAUGGCCGAGUUCAGCCCUUCGUUGCUGCUCAGGGAGACGCCCUAUUGGGCUGGAGCGCUUGUUUGUUUAGUGGCCAUCAUUGGGUUUGUGGAUGCUUUGCAUUUCUUACCAGCCGGAUGAGAAAACUUGCAUUCAGUUCUUCAUCAAGGUUGCCUAUUUCCUCCUGAGCGCGCUGAGUCUGAACGUCUGCGUGCUGGCCAUGGCUUUCGCUGCCUACUGCUACUCCCAGAUCCUCCGCUUUACCUGCGAACCCAUCUCCGAGUCGGUUUGCCACUGCAAGCUGGACACGGCGGACCCCCUGAGCAGGACCCUCACCUACCAGAGUGACUGCGGCUUCAUCGUCAACACCUUCUACCUCUUCUUGUUGAUCCAGUUCAUCCUCAACUUCCUGGCAGCCAUGGUGGGCUUCGCGGCCUGUUUCGUCAUGUGGAAGGAUCGCUAUCAAGUCUUCUACGUGGGCACCCGGAUGCAGUCCCAAGCCGCGGCGGGAGGAAGACCCCAACCCAAAGUAUAGGGAGAGGAGGAGGAGGAGGCCUCAAGGAAAAGCCACCAAAAAUAACGCCUUUGUCCAAAAGUAGCAACUCUUUCUAAUACCCCAAGGGGAGACAUGUGGGCGCAUCCGUUCACCUAACAUCCAAAGAACGACACGAUGGCGCAUUUCUAACAACAAUUGUUUGCCGAACCCUCUUGCCGGAGAACCCUCCCGAUGUGCCUCCAAAUCACGCAUCCUGCAUUUGGUGCUAGUUGCAGGAACGGUGCGAGCAUUUCCCGGAAGAGAAGGCGACGGAAACGGAGACAUCAACAAUAUCCUCUUGCACAUUCCCACUUCUCGGAAUUUGGGGUGGGUUAGUCUGCAAAAGUUCCAAUUUUAGGUGCGGAUAGAACUGAAUCAGAGUUAGGAGGUUUUAAUCCAGGAGUCUCCAUACUUGGCAACUUUAAGACCGGUGGACUUCAACUCCCAGAAUUCCCCCAUGCUGGUUAGGGAAUUCUGGGAAUUGAAGUCCACAAAUUUAAAAACUGCCAAAUUUGGAGAGCCCUGUUUUAAUCCGUGGCAUUUCCUUCUAGGGAAGAGCAGUAGCUCACAAAUGUGGCCGGCAUGACACUAAACGAAGCGUAAUAGAAUAUGGGGACCAAGGGCAAAUAGAUGCAGAAAAACACAGGUAGCCCUCGAUUUACGACCACAAAUGAGCCCAAAAAUUCAUGUUGCUGAACGAGACAUUUGUUCAGCGGGUUUUGCUCCCUUUUACGACCUUCCAUGCCGCCGUUGUUAAGCGAAUCACUGCCAUUGUUAAAUGAGUCACACGGUUGUUAAGUGAAUCUGACUUCCCCGUUGACUUGGCUCACAAAAAGGGAUAACUAACUGUUAUAAAUACGAACCAGUUGCCAAGCAUCUGAAUUCUGACCAUGUGGGAUGCUGCGACGGUCGGUCGUAAGUGUGAAAAACGGUCCUAAGGCACUUUUUUUCAGCGCCGUUGUGACUUCGAACACUCCCUCAGCAAAGUGUUGUAAGUCAAGGACUGCCUGUGACCGAGGCCUCGUGUUUCCGUAAAUCCUUUCCCCUCUAAUACAUGUUGUGUAACUACACAUGUGCGUAGAGAACCAUGUAUGAUUUUAGAUUUUGUAGGACCGCAAACCGUUCUUUUAACUGUUUGAUCACUUGGUUUCCUCGCAUGGUGUUUUUUUUUUUUAAUAACACGCGUGUGAUGCUGAGAGCCAAUUUCACGAUGAGCUACGCUUGGGAUGUCCCAGGAGACGGGCAAUCUCUUCCCUGUCCAUUAAAGCAGCCCAGGUUUUUUUCUUCGGGCUUCUGGAAAAAUAAAAUGAGACGCUUCUUUAAAGAGUUGCGUUAAAAAAAAUGGACUUUUCAAAGCAGCCG